AUGGAUAAUAAAGUUGAUUAUGCUAAAGCUACCGAUGGUACAAAGGUGAUUUCCGAUGAUCCUUGGUUGGAGCCUUAUGCAGAUGCCCUCAGAAGAAGACAUUCACAUAUCAACCACAUGGUAAAGCAAUUCGACGAGAAGGAAGGUGGUCUUUUGAAGUUUGCCGAAGGAUACAACUACUUUGGUUUCAACGUAGACUCUGACAAUAAUGUAACCUAUCGUGAAUGGUUACCCUCUGCUAAAUCUGUAUUUCUAGUUGGUGAUUUUAAUCAAUGGAAUAACUCAUCACAUCCUUUGAAUAAAGUUGAAUAUGGAAGAUGGAGUAUUACCUUACCAAGUGUAAAUGGAAAAUGUGCCAUUCCACAUCAUUCGAAAAUCAAGAUUUAUGUUCAAUUUGAAAAUGGAAAUUGUGAUUAUAGAAUUCCAGCUUGGAUCAAUAGAGUCGAACAGACCAAAGAGAAUCCGGUGUUUGACGGUGUCUUUUGGAAUCCACCAGAGAAGUAUCAGUGGCGAAACAAGUCGCCAUCGGUACCUGCCGAUCUCAGAAUCUACGAAGCACACGUCGGUAUGUCUUCGGAGCACCCAGAGAUCUCGACCUACACCAACUUUACAAAGUAUGUACUGCCACAGAUCAAGGAGCUCGGUUACAACUGUGUGCAGCUGAUGGCCAUCAUGGAGCAUGCCUACUACGCAUCGUUUGGCUACCAAGUGACCAACUUCUUUGCUAUUAGUUCGCGUUUCGGUACACCCGAGGAGCUGAUGCACCUCAUUGACACUGCGCACGGCAUGGGACUGCUGGUGUUCUUGGACGUCGUGCAUAGCCAUGCCUCGAAGAACGUACUCGACGGUCUCAAUCAACUGGACGGAUCCGACCACCACUACUUCCAUGCCGGUGGACGUGGUAACCACGACGUCUGGGACAGUCGUCUCUUUAACUACAGCAGCUGGGAAGUGCUGCGUUUCCUACUCUCCAAUCUUCGUUUCUACGUUGACCGUUAUCAAUUCGAUGGAUUCAGAUUCGACGGUGUCACCUCUAUGAUUUACUAUCACCACGGAUUGUCACCUGCCUGUUCCUACGAUGAUUAUUUCGGUUCGCAAGUCGACGAAGAUGGUUUAUACUAUCUUUCAAUUGCAAAUACAUUAUUACAUAAAUUAAAUCCAAAUUGUGUUUCCAUUGCAGAGGAAGUCACUGGAAUGGCAUGUCUUUGUCGACCGAUUGCAGAGGGUGGAUAUGGUUUUAAUUAUAGAUUGGGUAUGGGUAUUCCAGACAAGUGGAUCGAAUUGGUAAAGAUCAAGGAUGAAGAUUGGAGUGUCAAUGAUAUCGUUCAUAUGCUCUCGAAUCGUCGUUACAAAGAGAAGAACAUCAGCUAUGCAGAGUCACACGACCAGUCGUUGGUCGGUGACAAGACUCUUGCCUUCUGGCUGAUGGACAAGGAGAUGUACUUCCACAUGUCGACGACCACUCCGAUCACCCCAAUCAUCUCACGUGGUAUGGCGCUACACAAGAUGAUCCGUCUGAUCACCUCAUCGCUGGGUGGCGACGGCUAUCUCAACUUUAUGGGCAAUGAGUUUGGUCAUCCCGAGUGGGUCGACUUCCCACGUGCCGGAAACAACAACAGUAUGCACCAUGCUCGUCGUCGUUGGGAUUUGCAUCGCGAUAAACUCUUGCGUUACAAUCACUUGCGUGAGUUUGACGUAGCCAUGAACAAGCUGGAGGACGAAUUCAAGUGGUUGGCUGCCGACUAUGCGUACAUCAGCUGCAAGCACAACGAUGAUAAGGUGAUCGUUUAUGAACGUGCCGGCUUGAUCUUCAUUUUCAACUUCCACUGGGACAAGAGUUUCUCUGACUACCGAGUCGGUAGCGGACAAUCCGGUAAAUUUAUCAACGCAUUGGAUUCGGACCGCGAGGAAUUCGGUGGAUUCUCACGAAUUGGAGCGGGUCCACAUUUCACCGAAGAUUUCGCUUGGCACGACAGAAGAUAUUCACUCAAAGUUUAUAUUCCAUCACGUACCUGUUUGGUUUUGAAAAAGGUUGAGUAA
Messenger RNA from Heterostelium album PN500, 2040 nucleotides. It is a transcript of the gene glgB, whose product is annotated as 1,4-alpha-glucan branching enzyme. Gene Ontology annotation, biological process: glycogen biosynthetic process. Gene Ontology annotation, molecular function: cation binding; hydrolase activity, hydrolyzing O-glycosyl compounds; 1,4-alpha-glucan branching enzyme activity. Lineage: Eukaryota; Evosea; Eumycetozoa; Acytosteliales; Acytosteliaceae. The record is from RefSeq and is a predicted model, not a curated record. Gene Ontology annotation, cellular component: cytoplasm. The transcript has 5 exons. The coding region runs from base 1 to 2040 and encodes 679 amino acids.